Hyposmocoma kahamanoa is the source of this 2960-nucleotide messenger RNA. Its product is annotated as sphingosine-1-phosphate phosphatase 2-like. The coding region runs from base 18 to 1262 and encodes 414 amino acids. The record is from RefSeq and is a predicted model, not a curated record. Lineage: Eukaryota; Metazoa; Arthropoda; Insecta; Lepidoptera; Cosmopterigidae. Gene Ontology annotation, biological process: sphingosine metabolic process; phospholipid dephosphorylation. The transcript has 4 exons. Gene Ontology annotation, molecular function: sphingosine-1-phosphate phosphatase activity. Gene Ontology annotation, cellular component: endoplasmic reticulum membrane.
GGUUCACAAUAACAAAAAUGUGGGAAAAUAUAAUUGAGUAUUUAAAAGAUCCGUUACUAGUUGUUAAAGUGCAAAAUUUUUUCGGUGUUAUUUACAACAAAAGGAGUGUUCGUGAUAAUGAAUGUGAAGUCGUACAUUCGGAGAGACUUGAAAGAGAGAAAGAAGACUUUGACUUAACGCAUAAGAGGAUACCUAGCAAUACUUCCAGCAGCUCGUCGUCGUAUGAUACGGAUACGUCGGCGGAGGUAGACGAAGUGGAGUGUCACAUAGAGAACAAGUUCUGGUAUUAUCUGUUCGUGAUAGGAACAGCGCUGGGCGAUGAGAUAUUCUAUGCGACAUUUAUCCCUUUCUGGUUCUGGAACAUCGAUGGCGCGGUCGGGCGGCGCGUUGUGCUCGUAUGGACCAUUGUUAUGUACAUAGGCCAAGGUUUUAAAGACAUAAUCCGCUGGCCUCGGCCAGGCUAUCCUGUCAAAAAACUACAAACGAAGUGGGCGAUAGAGUACGGUAUGCCGUCAACGCACGCCAUGGUGGGCGUUUCCAUACCAUUCUCGGUGCUGCUGUACACUAUGGACCGGUACGAGUACCCCUCGCACUGGGGUAUUUUCAUUGCAGUCUCGUGGUGUACCCUAAUAUGCGUCAGUAGGGUCUAUUUAGGCAUGCAUAGUGUGUUGGACAUCGCAGCAGGUCUGCUCCUCUCAUCUGGCUUGCUAGUGAUCCUAAUUCCACUGGUGGAUUACCUGGACGGCUUGAUCCUCACCAGCCACUGGUCGCCCUUGCUCAUUCUGGUCAUCUCCAUCGCUGUCAUCGUGUUCUAUCCCAACGCAGACAAGUGGACCCCUACCAGGGGCGACACGACGAUGAUAGUGAGCGUGUGCGCGGGCAUCCUGGCGGGGUCUUGGACCAACUACCUAGUGGGGAACAUGCAGCCGCCCCAAUCGCCGCCUCCUUACGCGGUGAUCUGGCCCUCGGUGGAAAUGCUGGGCUGCACGCUGCUGCGCACCACUCUGGGCUUCUGCGGCGUGGUGGCCACCAGGGCCAUCGCCAAGUCGCUGUCCUACGCCUUCGUCUGCGCCCUGCUGGGCAAGGACAAGAACGAGCUGAGGAACUCCGAGAACAGCCUCGACAACAAGAACAAAAUCGUCGUUGAACUGAGUUACAAAUAUUUCACCUACGGGUUGAUAGGUUUCAACACGACCUGCUUGUUCCCGAAUGUGUUCGAUCUGUUGAAGAUCAACCGGCCGACGUAUUACACGGAGAUUUGAUUCUAGUCAUACUUUGCUACAGGACUUGUGGCCUUAUACGUUUGUGCGGCGUGACUUCGUGUGAGGGGGACUUGGCUGGGUGGCGGGAGACUCGUUUUUACAACAAUUCUUUUCGUUUUCUGACAUUAUCGAAAGAAAUGCUCUACAAAAAAUAACACAGAACUAUAAAUACAGUACACGUGAUUAGUUAGUGUCACACGCGUGCCAACUGUAGACGUAGUUGCGCCUACUUGAGCUCGGUUCGCCAUUUUCGCUUUGUACAGUAUGGUUGUGUAAAUUCUUUCGCGCAACUUCUCUAAAAUCCUAGAGUAUGCCUGAUGAGCUAUUUUGAAGUGCAAAAAUGAUAGCAGCACCAAAAAUAUUAACCCUUGGUGGUAUUUCAUAUCAUCGAUAAGUCUUAUUUUAAUAAAUUUUCAAUUUUCUGUUUAUCGAAUUGUUAGUGUUGUGUUUAUUUUAAACUUAAUUGAUCGAAGUUCAGUUUGCAAUGUGUGUGUUGAACAAAAUAUCUGUUGUCGAGAAGAGACUACUUUGUAUUCGUUCGUUGUAGUCCAACUAACGGCCGCAAGUGGCAGCACGUUGAAAACAUUUCAAUAUAAAAUCAAAACGUCGUUACUUGCAAUUAAGGUAUUGAACUUUUAACAAUAUAGGGACUGGGUAAAGUUUAAAUUAUAUUAACAGUCCAGAAUUUGUUACGUCUUUAUAAAUUAGAAACUACCACCAAUCAUUAUUAAGAUUUCAUAGCGUUUAUCAUUUGUUUGUGUGCAUUUUGACGACAGCUAUCAGAAUAUAGUAAUCGAGGUGUAGGGCACUUCCAUUUAUUUUUUCUUUCGUGAGAAAUUACAAACAACUUGACCAUUGUCUCCCGUCCGAGUUCGUUCACAAAACAUGUCUUUAGAUAAUUAAUAACAAACAGCGUUAACAUUGAAUGUAGCUGUUUCAUUCUUGUAUGAUAUUGUAGUAUUUACGUAGCCUUGUCCUUCUCACUUGGUCCGACCAUCGUUGCGUGCAAAAGGUGCUGUCGCCUGAGCAAUACAUUUUAAUAAAAUAAAUGCACGGUAUUUGUCGACAAUGUUUGUUAUUAGGAGAUUGUUAUGUGUAUUACUAGUUGUCACAAUUCUUAGGUCCAUAUUAGUAACCAACUUAUUACUCCGGUAUUAAGUGCAUCUCGGUAUCCGAAUGUAUCUCAAGGUGUCCUGCAUUAAUAGACUACAGUCAUCGGUAUCUUAGGCGAUGUAAUCUUAAGUUACCAAGACUUGAUUGAUAUGUAUUUAACAACGAUCUUGAACCGUAACUUAAAUACUGAGAUACGUUUAUUAAUAAUCUGAAAUGAGCACUCCAGUGAUAUUUAUUAAUAAAGACUUAAGAAAGAUCUUAAUAUCGAUCGUGCAUUCGAAAUGAGUUUAUUAAUAUGGGCCUUAAUAUCAAAUAUUAAUUUCGCAUGCAUUUAUAACAAUUAUAAUGCAAUUUUGUACACAUCGUAUUCUAAUAUUUGUGCCUAAAAUUUAAAAUUCUAAGAAUAGGUUAGUUUAGUGUAACAAAUUUUAAUGUGCACUUCACUAGAAGCACUGUAGCACUAUGUGUUGUUUAGUUAUCUUGUUGCAAGGUUCGUAUAAAUAUAAUUAAAACUUACUAAUUGGUUUUAACAAGUGAGCAGUUUUGUUGAAGAAAUAAUGUAGAAUUUAAUCAAUUUUGAUGAAC